Messenger RNA from Prinia subflava (tawny-flanked prinia), 2400 nucleotides. It is a transcript of the gene TYSND1, whose product is annotated as trypsin like peroxisomal matrix peptidase 1. The transcript is spliced from 4 exons. Gene Ontology annotation, molecular function: serine-type endopeptidase activity. Bases 16 to 2139 code for a protein of 707 amino acids. Gene Ontology annotation, cellular component: peroxisome. Gene Ontology annotation, biological process: regulation of fatty acid beta-oxidation; protein processing. The record is from RefSeq and is a predicted model, not a curated record. NCBI's taxonomy places the organism in Eukaryota, Metazoa, Chordata, Aves, Passeriformes, Cisticolidae.
ACAUGGCCGUGGGGUAUGCGGGGCGAGGGUCCCGGGGAAGGGAGGCCUUGUGCCGGUGUCCUGAGGGGCGGCUGCGGGCCGACGGUCCUGAUUCUCCCAGGGAAGCAGGGUGGGGACGGCUCCGAACCAGGCAUCCCUGAUGUCCCGGGGAAGCGGAGGCCGGAGGGCGGCCCCGGGCGGACGGUGCCGGGGCAGCGGGGCCCGAGGGGCCGCUCGGAUCGCGGCUCCCGGGGCAGCGGGGCCCGAGGGGCCGCUCGGAUCGCGGCUCCCGGGGCAGCGGGGCCCGAGGGGCCGCUCGGAUCGCGGCUCCCGGGGCAGCGGGGCCCGAGGGGCCGCUCGGAUCGCGGCUCCCGGGGCAGCGGGGCCCGAGGGGCCGCUCGGAUCGCGGCUCCCGGGGCAGCGGGGCCCGAGGGGCCGCUCGGAUCGCGGCUCCCGGGGCAGCGGGGCCCGAGGGGCCGCUCGGAUCGCGGCUCCCGGGGCAGCGGGGCCGGGCCGCGCCGGGGGCCCGCACCCCCCGUGAGGACCCCGCGGGGCGUGUCCGCCACGUGCGCGCCCCGCCCCGGCCAAUGGGGAGGGCGCGGGGCGGGCCCGCAGCCAAUGGGCGCGCGGGGCGGGCCCGGGGCGGGGCGGGCGGUGAUGGCGGCGCCGCCGUGCUGCGCGGUGCGGGUGCGGGGCGCGGGCGGCGGCGAUGGCGGCUGCAGCGGGCUGGUGCUGAGCCGCCGCCCCGCGCUGGUGCUCUGCCACGCCGCCGUGCUCGCCCCGUUCCUGCGCGCCGGCCCCGCCGCCUGGGCGCGGCCCGCCGCGCUGCCGCCCGCCGCGCUCCGGCCGCUGCCGCGCCUCAGCGUCGUGCUGGGCGCGGAGGCGGGCGGGCUGCGGGAGCUCGAUGCGCGGCUGCUGGCGCUGGUGCCGUGCGCGGCGUUCCGGCGGGCGCUGGAGCGCGGCCUCGGGCGGGCGGAGCGGUGGCGGUUCGGGGCGGAGGGGGAGGCGGGCACCGACCCGCGGGCGCUGCCCUGGUUCGCCUGGCUGCGGGUGCCCGGCCUGGACGGGCCCGAGGCCGGGUGGGCGGCGCGGGCCAGCGCCGGCUGCCUGCGCAAGGGGCAGGCGCUCCUGGCCUGCGGGUCCCCCUUCGGAGACCUGUGCCCCGAGCUCUUCCUGAACACGCUGAGCCGGGGGGUGGUCAGCAACCUGGCGGGCGAGGAGAACGCUCUGGUGCUCACCGAUGCCCGCUGCCUGCCCGGCACCGAGGGCGGCGCCGCCUUCGUGCCCUCGCCCGACGGGCCGCGCGUGGUGGCCGUGAUCGCCGCUUCCCUCUGCUGGAAGGGCGCCGAGUGGGUCGGGCUCACGCUGCUGUGCUCGCUCGCCGCCAUCCUGCGCAGCAGCGCCGCUGUCCUGGGCGAAGCGGGGAUCGCGGUGCCGCCGGUGCCGGCCUGGGUGGCCGCGGCGCCAGCGAGCGGCGGGCAGGACCCCCUGGGCUGGACGGCGCUGGUGCAAUGCGGGGCGACCUGGGGCUCCGGGGUGCUGCUGGCACCGAGGAUGCUCCUCACCUGCCGGCACGUCGUGGAAGCCAGAGCUCCGCUCCAUGUGACGCCGGCAGCCGGCCCCGGCCAGGAUGCCGCCGUGCUCAGGGGACGUGUGGUGUUUGCCACCGAGGAGUCGUCCCCCUUCGACGUGGCUGUGGUGGAGCUGGAAGAGAGCGUGCCAGGCUUUGUCCCGCCUUGCCUGGCCGACACCUUCCUCCCAGGAGAAGAGGUGAGCGUGGUGGGCUUCGGGGCGCUGGGGCAGGCGUGCGGCCCCUCGGUGACAGCAGGGAUCCUCUCGGCGGUGGUGGCUGUGGCCGGGCGCCCUGUCAUGCUCCAAACCACCUGUGCCGUCCACGGGGGCUCCAGCGGCGGCCCCCUGGUCUCCUCCCGCAGUGGAUGCCUCAUGGGCAUCGUGGCCAGCAACACACGGGACACCGCUGCAGGGGCCACCUACCCCCACCUCAACUUCUGCAUCCCCAUCACCGUCCUGCAGCCCCUCGUCGCGCGCUACCGCCGCACCGGCGACCCCGAGGCCUUCGCCGGGCUCAACCGGGUGGGUGAGGGGGUGCGGGCAACCUGGCAGCUCCAGCAGCGGCCAGGACCCCCCAGCAAGCUCUGACCCCUCCUCCCGGGGGGCUGGGGCCAGGGACCGAGGUGUCAGGGACCAAGGUGCCCGGGAUGGGGCUGCCACAGCCCCCUUUGACCCCGGUGGUGUGGGGCUGAAGCAGCUGGACUCCACAGAGCCAGUGCAGCAUGGGCACCCUGGGGCAGGGGGUGUGGCACAGUGCCUUUGACAGCUGCUGACAACCCCAAACUGGGGAGGUUUGGAGUCUGUGUUAUUGUUUUUUUUCUUUCUGGGGCCAUAAAUGCUGUGAGUUGA